Messenger RNA from Ylistrum balloti, 1662 nucleotides. RefSeq names its product protein rolling stone-like. The transcript has 2 exons. The record is from RefSeq and is a predicted model, not a curated record. Gene Ontology annotation, cellular component: membrane. Bases 248 to 1216 code for a protein of 322 amino acids. Lineage: Eukaryota; Metazoa; Mollusca; Bivalvia; Pectinida; Pectinidae.
CUCACACAGCGGCUAAUUAUAGCUCAGUUCUCGUGCGAUCUUGCCAAUCGAUGUAGUAUCGGUCGACAGCGAUCAUGUUUCAUUCAACCAACACCAGUAUGAAUGACAGGAAUGCCUAUUAAGCCGGCGACGUUUUUUAAUUGUUCAUGCAACAGGUGCACUGAACCCGAACCAUCAAAUUGGUGUCGUGUGCGUACGUGUUCCUGGCCGCUAGUAACCCUGCCAACAGGAAGAAAGUGGUACAGAGAUGUCUUCCUGCUGUCAGCAUGUGCGUCGGGAGUUCGAGCUGAGGAACCUAGGGUUUGGGGGAGUGCACCCGAAUCAAUUUACGCGCUUCCACUUUCCAUGGCCUCCUUUCCUGUACGCUGUAUACCGAGUGGUCCUCGCGCUGUAUGCCUUGUUCUGGUUGUUGGUCACAUGCAUGGAAUUUACGGCCUUGACCGCGCAUCAGGAGCUGAUUCACGUUUGGCCUGUGUAUUUGUCUCAUUGGGCGUACUUAAUUCUCACACUGUACUUACUCUUGUACGCACUGGCCGUGUCCUUCCACGUGUGUCGUCAGCCUAAGUUCUACUGGAGAGUUCCAUCCAGUGAUACUGAAACAGAUGUGCCGCAGGAACGUAUGGAUGGCAUCAUUUUAUCAGAAGUGAUGCGUUCAGAAGAAGUUUGUUCCGAAUUUAAAAAUACGGAAAACCAUUUGGUUCCAUCUAGACGGAAGACAUUACAGUGGUAUUUUAAGAUCACGUGGGCUCUAUACGGUUUGGCAUCUAAUGCUGCUCUUAUGGUCAUGCUCGUCUUCUUUGUCUUCCUGUGGCCGAGGUUGAGCCACCAGGAAGGCAUCAGCAAUAUGAACCUUCAGACUCACGCCAUAAACGUCGUUAUUAUCGGCCUUGAUCACGUGCUCGGCCCCAUCCCCGUGCGACUACUGCACGCGAUAUACAGUGUGGUCUUAGGUCUGUUAUAUUUAUUAUUUACUCUGGUAUUGUUCUGGACCGGUGACAGUAGACCGAUCUAUCUCUUCAUCCUUGACUGGGCAAACGAUUGGCAAACGUCACUUGUGACGUCAGCAUUAUUAACGUUGUUAGGAGUACCUUUAAUACACACGUUCUUCUUUUUCAUGUAUAAAGUCAAAGAAUGCAUUAGUGACAGAGUGAAACAUGUUCUCGCCGAGAAGGAACGCCGUGAACAAUUUCGCAAAGAACCCGUUACUGUGUUAUAGUGUCUUUUGUCUGUCUGCACCAUUGACAAUAAAAUGAACUUUACCUGUCAGUGAAUGUCGAUAUCAGUCAAACUUUUAAACAAGAUUUGUGCUGAGUGUAAUUUUUUUGUAUCGGGAGCUGACCUGCUUUGUUCUAGUGAAGAAUGUUUUUAUUCUAGGGGAUUGGUGUGCACAUCUGACGAUAGAUAAGGGUACAUUAUGACCCUGGCUGUUGCGAAGACGUUAGAUCCAUGAAAAAUAAAACUACACAUUUUCUCCUCGUAUACUGAACGUGGAAUCUUAAAUCUAUUGUCAAACCGUUUACUUAGAAACUUCAGCGUUUCACGCUUAAGUGAUGGUCAGCACUUGGUUGUUUGUUUGUUUUAGUCGUGUCUGAUCUUUGUGGGUAUGACUACAUGUGUGUCCGCAUUGGCUAUCGCACUAACUUAAUAAAUUUGACAAAGUUG